AUGCUGAAUGAUGGUGGUGGUGGUGCUAAUCAUGUCUCAAUUGAGAAGUCCUUCAGAAUAAAGGAGGAUGAUAGGUUCUUCUCAAGGCUAAUGUCCAAGGAAACUUCCAAGGCUAACUCUUCUUCAAGGGUCUUCUAUUAUGGAGAAACAUCAAUUGCAGUUCCUUUCACAUGGGAGGCACAACCUGGCACCCCAAAACACCCUUCUUCUCAGACUUCUCUACCUCCCCUUACACCCCCUCCUUCGUAUUACUCCAAUUCCAAGUCUAGCAGCAAGAGAACAAACUCCAAGGCCAACAUAUUUUCAUGCAUUUGGCCGAGGUUUAUGACAAGGUCAAGAAAAGAUCAUGGGUCACCAACAUCAUCUCGCUCAUCUUCCUCAUCCUCAUCCUCAUCCUCAUCCUGGUCGUUGGUAUACCCCUCAUACUCAUAUUCCACGAGGGACACAGAUGAAGGAAGCCUCUCUUUCUCACGCUCAACCAGUACUGUUCGCACUUUUCUCAAACAUAAAGCUUCAAACAGAUUCAGAGGCAGCUCUUCCUUUGGGGACAUGAAGAACGCAAUUGUGAGCCACGGAACAGCCUAG
This is a messenger RNA of Sphenostylis stenocarpa, 585 nucleotides long. The record is from the annotation of a GenBank genome assembly. NCBI's taxonomy places the organism in Eukaryota, Viridiplantae, Streptophyta, Magnoliopsida, Fabales, Fabaceae.